UUCGCGUGCAGUCGUCUGGGAAUACACAUCAGUAACAGCUCCUGGUUGCAGCAUUCCCCAGGGGACGGUGGCUAGAAGAUGACCCAGAGAGGAGAUCACAAACAGUCCUGCUUCCUCUCAUUUUUGUUGGUAUCCACUCUGCCCCUGCCCCUGCUGAGGGCGGAGUAUUCCAGCUGUGGGGAGAAUGAGUUCUACAACCAGACCAGCGGAAGCUGCAAGCCAUGUCCCCAGUGCCAACCGGGUCAGGAGCCUUACAUGAACUGUGGCUAUGGUAUCAAAGAUGAAGACUACGACUGUGUGCCAUGUCCAGCGGGGAAGUUCUCCAAGGGCAAAUAUGAGAUCUGCAGGCGUCACAAGGACUGUGACGCCCUUUACCGGGCCACUGUGCUGACCCCGGGCACCCCAGAGAGUGAUGCUGAAUGUGGACCCUGUCUGCCAGGAUAUUACAUCCUGGAGAACCGCCCUCGGAACAUCUAUGGGAUGGUGUGUCAUUCCUGUCAGAAUGCCCCUAGGAACACCAAAGAGUGCAUGCGUGGCACAUCCAUCUCUUCAGGACACGCCCCCAGUGCCUCCUCUACCAGUGCCACCAUAUUCCCACAACCACACAAAGAUCCCACUGGACAGGGGCACUUGGCAACAGCCCUCAUUAUCGCCAUGUCAACCAUCUUUAUCAUGGCGAUCGCCAUAGUGCUGAUCAUUAUGUUCUACAUUCUAAAGGCCAAGCCAAAUGGCCAAGCGUGCUGCACUGGUCAAGUAGUGAAAGAAGUCGAAGCACAGACCAACAAUCAGGAAGACAAGAAAGAAGCCCAAGAUAGUGUAACAAUCUUCACAGAGAAGGAUGAAUUUGACAAACUCAAACCCACUCCGCCAAAGACAGUGAAAAGUGAGAACGACGCUUCCUCAGAGAAUGAGCAGCUGCUCAGCCGUAGCAUUGACAGCGAUGAGGAGGCCGCAUUAGAGAAGCAGGGAGCUGCUGACCUGUGCCUGCUGUCUCUGGUCCACCUCACCCGAGACAAGACCUGCUCUUCCACCAACAGCAACAGCAGCAAGUCUACUGGGAUUCAGAGUCGAAGGAAAAAGAUCAUGGAUCUUUAUGCAAAAGCUUGCAACAUUGCAGAGGGCCUGAGCCCCACGGAGCUGCCCUUUGAUUGCCUGGAGAAGACCAGCCGCAUGCUGAGCUCAACCUACAACACCGACAAGGCAGUGGUGAAAACAUGGCGCCACCUGGCAGAGAGCUUCGGCCUGAAGCGGGACGAGAUCGGCGGCAUGACGGACGGCAUGCAGCUGUUCGACCGCAUCAGCACGGCUGGAUACAGCAUCCCGGACCUGCUUACCAAGCUGGUGCAGAUCGAGCGCCUGGACGCUGUUGAGUCUCUGUGCACGGACAUCCUGGGCGGGCCCGAGGGAGCUCCGCCCACCUCCCCCGCCCUCUCAUCCCGAUGCGCCAGUGUCUGAGCCCCGCCCCCGUCGGCUCUACGUGAAGAAUUGGGGACGGCUCCCUGGCUGUGAUACCGAGACACUGAGAUGCAGAGACAGCAGAGCAAGUGGAAUUGUCUCUGUUCUGUCCAGGGGGGAUGUCGCACUCACCCUGAAAAAAAAUGGCAGCGAGCACUUCGCCCAGCUGCUUAAAGACCAGCCGUAGUCAGAAUAUGACAUCAUGUGGGCAUUGGAGAUGUUCCCUCACUGGUUUUGCUCCUGUUGUUGCCAUGAUGGAAAAAACAAGCAAAACAGCAGGGGUAAACUCUUGCUCGCUGUUUUUUCUUCCUGGGAAAAGUCCACCCAUCUGUGAUGGUGAUUUGGAGAUUGAUUAGGGCAAGGGCAUCAGGGAAUGAAACCACACUCCACACCUCCUGAGAAGAGGCCCAGUGAACUUACUGCUAUGUGUCCCUCAGAUGGGACCGAUUCCAGGGAUCCUCUUCACUGAAGGGGUGGGAGGCUUUUAAAACCAUGACUAAUUCCCAGGCAAAGAACAUUUAAAAAUCUGUUGGCACCCUGAAAUGGAAUACUGAGCAAUGUAGAUUACGUUUGGUUAUGAAAGGAUGCAGAGGGUCUGUUCA
Molecule: messenger RNA, 2057 nt
Organism: Megalops cyprinoides (Indo-Pacific tarpon)
Lineage: Eukaryota; Metazoa; Chordata; Actinopteri; Elopiformes; Megalopidae
Product: tumor necrosis factor receptor superfamily member EDAR-like
Exons: 12
Coding region: 79-1455 (458 amino acids)
Biological process (GO): positive regulation of canonical NF-kappaB signal transduction; positive regulation of JNK cascade
Cellular component (GO): plasma membrane
Molecular function (GO): signaling receptor activity
Source: RefSeq, a predicted model, not a curated record